Molecule: messenger RNA, 3615 nt
Organism: Aphidius gifuensis
Lineage: Eukaryota; Metazoa; Arthropoda; Insecta; Hymenoptera; Braconidae
Exons: 4
Coding region: 1-3615 (1204 amino acids)
Source: RefSeq, a predicted model, not a curated record
AUGGGUUUUGCGAAAGCCAAAAAACUUCAAAAAGCUAACCAAUGCAAAUCAUUGAAAGAUUUGAAGAGGAAAGUAUUUUAUAUAAUUACUGAAGUAGCGAGAUUUCCAACAUCAAAGUAUGGUCCAGCGCUAACAGUUGGGAUCGACAAUAAAAUCUAUGCAUAUCUACCAGAAAGAUUUGCUACACAUUUCAAUCAAGAUGAUAAAGAAUUUGAAGAGUUAGGAAUUGCUGUCAAGAAAGGAACACUAACCAUCGUUCUCGAUGGUGAAAAUAAUCAAGACGUAAUAUUAGAUGAAAGUACAUAUAAUCUACAUGAUUUCAAUGAUGAUGCGAAAAUGUUACUCACAAAUCAAUUACUAGAAUUGGAUAAAUUAAGUAGAAUUAAUAACAUGCCAGCACAAUCCGAGGAUGCAAAACGUCGUAAAGAAGAAAACAAAAAUAAGCGCAAAAAAAUACGGUUAUUAGAAGAUGUCAAUUCUGAAAAAUCAUGGGAAGAAAUAUUUAAAGAGUUUCAAUUAAAGAUUGAAGAUGGAAUGUGCUUUCGUUGUCAAUGUUGUGAUCGAAUGUGGUAUUCAAAUGGUGUAAAAAAAAUUAGUGAAAUACAUGAAUUAGUUCAACAAUGCUUUGAAAACAUUCAAAAUGAAUACACAAUAUGUUACACUUGUAAUAAGAGUUUACUGCGAGGUAAAAUUCCUGAAUUAGCGAGAGUCAAUGGUUUUUAUUAUCCAAUUAAACCUGAUUUACCACUUUUAAAUAGAGUAGAGGGACGAUUAAUUUCUACACGAUUACCAUUCUUACAAAUUCGUAAACUAGGAGCAGAUGGCCAAUUCGGACUGAAAGGAAAUAUCAUCAAUGUACCCAUUGAUGUCGAUCAAACAGUUUAUAGUUUACCGAGAAAUAUGGAUAAUGAUUGCACAAUCAAUAUACAUUUGAAAAAAAGGCUAGCGUUUAAGUCAUCGUAUUUAAGCGAUUACGUGAAUACUGGUAAAUUAAAAGCCUGGCUAACGUUUCUACAAACUCAAAAUUUAUUUAUUCAUCAUAAAAUUGAAAUAUCACGCGAAUGGAAAAUUGAAAAUGACAUAAAUGUCGAUGUGAAUGAUAAUGAUUUUGAGGAAACAACUGAUAUACCGAUAGAUAAAUCCUCAACUGUUAUAUUUAAUCCUGAUUGUUCAUAUGCAAUCGCUCCUGGAGAAAAUCGUACGCCAAAAAGUUCAAUAUUUGAUGACGAUGCUGAAGAAUUAAGCUUUCCUCAAAUAUAUUACGGACAAAAACGUGUAUUUAGUACUAAAAAACAACCAAGUACAUAUAAAAUAGCGAAUUCUGAAAUUCGUAGAUUUGAUGGACGCGGUGUAUCAAACGAUCACCUGUUAUAUGUUUGGGCAAAAGUCCAACGUGAAAAAAUGUUGCAAUCAAUUAAUAUCAUGUUUCAUUUGAAAAAAUCAACAAAUUUAUCAGCUCAGGAUGCAUUGAAUCCUAAAACUAUUGAAGACUAUAUCAAUAAAGAUUUAGCUUAUUUAAAACACUUACCUCACGGACCAGUUUAUUGGCAAAAUCAAAAAAGAAAAGUAAAUGCAAUGAUUAGACAAUUUGGAAAACCAACAAUAUUUUUAACUAUGUCUGCUGCCGAAGAAAUACAUUGGAAUGAAUUGAUAAAAAUACUACAUAAAGCUACAUAUGGAAAAGAAUUAACUAAUGAUGAAUUUAUGAACAUGACAUACAUGCAAAAAACAAAAUUGGUACAGAAUGAUCCUGUAAUUUGUGCCAGUUAUUUUGAACAUAAAAUACAAUGUAUUUUCAAAACUUCUGAUUAUGAUGAAGGACCGUUCAGUAAAUAUAAAAUUGAUCAUUAUUAUUAUAGAAUCGAAUUCCAACACCGAGGAUCACCACACGUACAUAUGUUGAUAUGGUUGAAAGAUGCACCCUCUUAUUCAUCGCAGAAUAAAAACAAAGUAACAGCAUUCAUUGACGAAUUGAUAUCAUGCUCUGAGAAUCAUAAUCAAGUAAACAACCAAAAACACCAUCAUACUUUCACUUGUCGAAGAACAAAUAAAUACGGAAAUGAAAUUUGUCGCUUUGGUAUACCAUUUUUUCCGAUGCCUGAAACAAAAAUACUUAAUCCAUAUCCAACAAGUACAAAUAAAAAAUCGUUUGAAAAUGAUGUACACAAAAUUACAAGUUACUUAGAAUGUUUAUGUAAAAAUCACGAAAAAAUAACUUUCGAAGAAAUGUUAAUGAACACGAAAAUGAAUUAUCCUCGAUAUGAAAGAGCAGUUCGUAGUACUUUAAAACAAACGAAAGUGUUUUUAAAACGUACUCCAAACGAAAUUUUAAUCAAUAAUUACAACGAGAAAAUAUUAAAUAUGCUAACAGCAAAUAUGGACAUUCAGUUUAUUUCAGAUGAUUAUGCAUGUGCAGCAUACUGUGUUGAUUAUAUGAAUAAAAGUAAUCGUGGUAUGUCGCAAUUACUUCGAUCAAUAUGUGAAGAAGUAAAUAAGAAUGUGGAAUAUUUUCCUAAAGAUGUCAUGAAAAAAAUAAGUGGAGCAUUUUUAAAAGGUACAGAAGUAAGUACUCAAGAAGCUGCUUGGUCUCUUUUGGGACUAUCAAUGAGUGUAACUACUGAAAGUGAAAUAUUUAUUCCAACAUUCCCAAAUCAUGAAAGAACUAGAUUGUUGAAACAUAAAGAAGAAUUGUUAAAAUUGGAUGAAAAAAACACCAACGUAUUUGAAAAAAAUAUAAUUGAAAAAUAUGCGAAUAGAGAUAUGGAAAAAUGGAAAUCAUCGUCGUUGAUAGAGUACGCUGCAUAUAUGAGUGGAGAAAAAAAAAAACGAAACAAACCACGUAUCAUAAGAUUUGUAAAAUAUAAACUUGCUAACGAUCCUAUCAACUUCUACAGAGAACAGGUUUUAUUAUAUUUUCCAUGGUAUGGAACGGAACCCAAAACGGAUGAAUUCAACAAUUUUGAAGAAAAAUAUGAAGAAAUAGUAAAAGAACAUAAAAUCAUACAAGAAAAUGAAGAGAAAGAAUUCGUUAACAACAAUAAUAACAUUGUAAAUUGUAAUCAAGAACAAGAAGAUGAUGAAUUCACACUACAAGGUCAUGAAAUAAAAGAUGAAGAAUUUGAAAUGAUGAACGAUAUUCGUUGUAAAAUUUUAUUAAAUGACAACGAAUAUUUAGAAACUUUGAGAACAGCAAAUCGUGAACAAACGGUUCUAUUGCAAAAAGUUAUGUGGCAAUUAAAUCAUUCUGAGGAUAAUGAACCGUUGACCGUAUUCAUCACAGGAGCAGCUGGCUGUGGAAAAUCAUUUCUGAUUAAAUGUAUAACGCAGAUUAUUUUAAAACAUUACUCUCAUUAUGAUGAUUGUGAAGCAGAUAAAAAAAUUUUAUUGACAAGUUUUACAGGAAAAGCUGCUCAUAAUAUCGGUGGCAUAACACUUCAUAAUGCAUUUGGAUUACUGUUAAACAUUCCAAAAGAGUAUGUAGAAUUAACAGGAUUAACAUUAAAUAAAAAACAUCAGUUAUUUCGAUGUUUAGAAUGGCUAAUCAUUGACGAAAUAUCUCUGGUUGGAUAUUACACGCUUAAGUGGAUUAAUUUGACUACAACAAAUAAAAAAUAA